AUGGUGGUGAAGGCCUUCAUCCUGCUGGCGCUCUUUGCAGAAACCUCAGCGAAGUCAUGCAUUCCAAAUAAAGCAGAUGUCAUCCUUGUGUUUUGCUACCCCAAAACCAUCAUCACUAAAAUCCCUGAGUGUCCCUAUGGAUGGGAAGUGCACCAGCUGGCGCUCGGGGGGAUGUGUUACAACGGGGUCCAUGAAGGAGGCUACUACCAGUUUGUCAUCCCAGACCUGUCCCCUAAGAACAGGUCCUACUGCGGAACCCAGUCAGAGUACAAGCCUCCCAUCUACCACUUCUACAGCCACAUCGUGUCCAACGACAGCACAGUGGUCGUGAAGAACCAGCCCGUCAACUACUCCUUCUCCUGCACCUACCACUCCACCUACCUGGUGAAUCAGGCUGCUUUCGACCAGAGAGUGGCCACUGUUCAUGUCAAGAAUGGCAGCAUGGGCACCUUUGAAAGCCAGUUGUCCCUCAACUUCUACACUAAUGCCAAGUUUUCCACCAAGAGAGAAGCCCCUUUCAUUCUGGAGACGUCGGAGAUCGGCUCAGACCUCUUCGCAGGAGUCGAAGGCAAAGGGCUAAGCACCCGGUUUAAAGUGGUCCUGAACAGCUGUUGGGCCACCCCCUCCGCUGACUUUAUGUACCCCUUGCAGUGGCAGCUGAUCAACAAGGGCUGCCCCACGGAUGAGACAGUCUUCGUGCAUGAGAACGGCAAGGAUCACAGAGCAACCUUCCAAUUCAAUGCCUUCCGGUUCCAGAGCAUCCCCAAACUCUCCAAGGUUUGGUUGCACUGUGAGACUUUCAUCUGUGACAGUGAGAAGCUUUCCUGCCCGGUGAACUGCGACAAACGGAAGCGUAUGCUACGUGACCAGACGGGGGGUGUCCUGGUUGUGGAGCUGUCCUUGCGGAGCAGGGGACUUUCCCGUCUCUGUGACUUCUCAGAUGUCCUUUACCACCUCAUCCUGAUGCUAGGGAUCUGCGCUGUGUUGUAGGGGACAGCUGGGCGGCGGCAGCAACUCUCUCCAGGGCCAUCCUGAACUACGGCAUACUCGUUUAUUGUACUGCCAAAAAGAACACACAGAAGACUCCAUUGCUGGGGAGCUGAGAACAGCUCUUUGCCAAGCAUGUGUUCCCUGUGAUUGUGUGUGUGUGUGUGUGUGUGUGUGUAUGAAUUUGGUGAUCCACUUGCUCACUGGAGACACACUUCCUCUUAUUCCUUCCCAUGGUCAUUUGAUCCUGCCAAUCCCCCUCCAUGAAGGAAGUAAUCUUCUCUAUUCAAAUCAGGACAGCAUUUGAAAGCUACUUUCAUUAUAAAACACAAACACACACACACUCCAACACAUGCACUUAGGAUUUGGAGGCAAAGACUGGCUAUAACCUCAAAAGACAAUGCCAAAUAUAGAAUCCCAUGAGGAUAGCCAAUUUUACCCAGCAGGCACUCCGUCGCUGAGACAACAGAGCUCUAAGGACCAGAAUUGAGCCCUUAUCCAGAAAGUUCAAAUCUUCAAGUGACAAUGUGGAAAUCCAAGUUAAAUACAUUUGCUCAAACUUUUGUAACAGACAAGAGGCAGGUUCUUAAGAGCCUCUAGUACUACCUUGUUUUUAUUAUAGGUUUUCUUAAAUAGAUAUGAACAUUAGAUAGGUAUUAUAACAACCUCAUCCUUAUAACUGAUUAUGUUUCUGGAGUCAGAAGUAAGUAGGAAAUAGACUGUGGUAGGAGCAAAAUUCAUCUUCAUUUCACAUAACAAUGUGGCAUUGCCUACAUGAAAUGCAUCUGCAUGAUAGUAGAAAGACUUGUUCUCUGAGAUUUGAGAGCCCAUCCCCCCAUACAGCUUGCAGCGCUCAGUGGUUUGCUCUAGGAGGUCUUCCUGUCUAGGAUGGUCUAACGCACUUCACCCCCACUGAAAUGUUCAAGCCUGUGUCUGCUUUCAACUCGUUCACUUACCAAUUGUGGGAACCAAACCAAUAAAACAUCAGAAAUACAGUGCAAAUACGGCAAUGGCAUUGCAUGACCCCACAGUCUCGUAACUGGCCAGCCUGUGACCUAGAAUGUGGCAAUGUCAGUGACUCACACUUGUCAACAAGAAACUGAAUGAACCAACCGUGAUAGAGCACCAGCUGUGGUGUGACAGGAGAUGCCCAAGUUCUACAUAUUUUUCUAUUUUUCUUUGUCACACAGACUUAACAUUUGAAAUCACGUGUGAGUUUGUCCCUCUGUAUUUAACGCCCUUUGGAAGUUUUGAGGUCUGCAGUCUGAUGAUCUUUUAACAACUUGCAUAAAUGAACUUAGGAAUUAAACCAGUUACCGAGUUGGGUUUGUUUGGUCAUAGGCUGGGUAUGAUGGUUCCAUGCAGUUUAAACUUGGUAUCGAGCUGGUGCUCCAAUCAGUUUGGAAUCUCAGAGUUCAUUGUAAUUGGGAAAUACAGAAAACAGGCUUACAUUGGUCAGAAACUCUUAUAUAACAUAAAUAUAUAUAGCCAAGUUUAUGUCUUUAGCUGUCAGACUAAAACAGUAUUUUUCUCACCUUGUAUCUCCACCUAGUGCUAUGGACUAAAUAAAAUGCCUGGAAUAAAUAACAUACAAUUGCAGUUUA
Messenger RNA from Mesocricetus auratus (golden hamster), 2591 nucleotides. RefSeq names its product tectorin beta (gene Tectb). Lineage: Eukaryota; Metazoa; Chordata; Mammalia; Rodentia; Cricetidae. Gene Ontology annotation, cellular component: cell surface. The record is from RefSeq and is a predicted model, not a curated record.